Mycena indigotica is the source of this 1104-nucleotide messenger RNA. Its product is annotated as BTB domain-containing protein. The record is from RefSeq and is a predicted model, not a curated record. The transcript has a single exon. Gene Ontology annotation, molecular function: protein binding. Bases 1 to 1104 code for a protein of 367 amino acids. NCBI's taxonomy places the organism in Eukaryota, Fungi, Basidiomycota, Agaricomycetes, Agaricales, Mycenaceae.
AUGACCACUUACGCCGCCCACCCUUUCGCCCCCGCUCCGCCGAACGAAACCGCACCUAGGCCCGACGUCGUCCUCCGCAGCAGCGACGCCCCGGCGCCGACCGACUUUUACGUACACAAGGCGGUGCUGGCGCUCGCUUCUCCCGUCUUCGCGGACAUGUUCUCGCUGGCGCAGCCUGGGCCCGCUGUGGCGACUGACGGAAACGAGACAUUGCCUGUUGUCUAUAUGUCCGAGCGGGCGGCCAUUCUUGACAAGGCGCUGCGCUUUAUCUACCCGCACGCGUCGUUGUUUCCGGAGGGAGAAGACCGCUCGUUGUAUCCCCUGGACGACCUCCGUCUCGUUCCGGAAGCCCUGGUCUCGAAGUACCAAGUGGACUCCGCUACACCGCUGUGCAAACGUCUGCUCCGCGAACAUUUGUCCUCAACAACCAAUGCUGACGUUGUCGGUGUUUUUGUUGUCGCAUGUGGACUGCGUUGGCAUGACAUCGCUCGAGAAGCGGCCUGGGCGUCCCUUCGACUCCCGCUCCGCGAGUUCGUCACUCUGCCCCCAGAAAGCAGUCGCAAUCAGCCUCUUUCCAGCUCCAAUCCACCAACCGCUCUCACAAGCUCGCCUCUACUCGCCCACCUCCCUUCCUCGACCUAUCAUUCGCUCCUUACGUACCACGCAACCUGCGCUUCCCUCGCUGCCAACGCAACAACCUCCCUCCUCUGGCUUCCCUCAGAAUCUGUCCCCGGCGCCGACUGCACCAACUGGAACCACCCCGCGCUCUGUCCGCGCAUGGGGCACUGGACAUUUGCCGGCAAAACGCUCGCCCCGGCGACGCGCUGGUUCGCCGUGACGCUCGACUGGCUGGGCGAGCGGCUGCUGAAGGCGCCGUUACUGCCGUUCGACACACAACUCGCUGACGCGGGAGAGCUGCUCGUCGUCGCAGUCCGCGAGAUCGGCGACUGCGAGUCGUGUCGGCGGGACGGGUUUCCUGUGUUGUUGGAGUUUCUCCGCUUGUUGCGGAAACAUGUGGAGGGAGAGCUGAGGAAAGUGAGUGUCGCCUGUUGUGCCCUCGCGUGUGCACUCUCGCUGAUGCGUAGCAGGUCGAUAUCGUUCUAG